AUGCUUUUAUGCAAGUAAGUAGGUCUCAUGUACUUAUGUAAUUUUUUUAGAGAAUAGCUGCCUCAGAUCUAGACAAUGGAUUAAGAGGAUUUGGAAUUAGCAUUGGAAGAGGACUUGAUAUUGAUUUAAAUUCCUAUCCAGAUUUGCUGAUUGGUGCUCAUGAUUCUGACCAAGCAGUACUUCUCAGGUCCAAACCAGUUGUUCAUGUGGUCUCCACAAUUGAGUUUAACACAACACAGAUCAAUACAAAUGUGACAAACUGCCAACGUGGAAAUAAAUUGUUCACUUGCUUCGAGGUUAAAUACUGUGUCCAAUUUAAUGGGAAGUAUAUCCCACAAGCCUUGAAGUUUAGUUUUGGCUUGGAAAUUGACACAGUCCGUACAGAAAACAGUCUAAUUAGAGGAUAUCUACUUGAUAAAGGCCGAUCUGUGGAAUAUGUCAACAAAACUUUAGAUUUAAUUUCAGUAAAUGAAAACUGUUUCAGUAAUAUUGCUUUUAUGAAUCCAAAUAUUCAAGACUUCAUCACUCCUAUCCAAUUUCGACUGAGGUAUCAACUAGCUGGUCGUUCAAAGAGACAGAUUAAUUUCUGUAAUACAUGUCCCAUUUUGGAUGUGACAGAACCUAACUUGGUCACAAAAGAAAUAGCUUUUGCAACAGGUUGUGGUGAAGACAACACAUGCCAAUCAGACUUGAAGUUAUAUGCUCAGUUUGUUAACUUUAGGGAGAAUGAAAUUCUUGUUAUAGGAGAAAACACAAGCCUUACAUUGAAUGUAGAAGUCUACAGUAGUCAGGAACCAGCUUACCAAACGGUGGUAGAAAUUAUGUUACCACCAGAUGUAGGUAUUAUUAAUCAAGCAAACUGUUACAUCCAUGAUAAAAAGGAUUCAAACAGUAGUAGUGGGCUGACAUGCAAUGUUGGAAAUCCUCUUGGAAAUGGACAGAAGGUGAAAUUUCAGAUCAAAUUAGACACAAGUAGAGUUACAAAUGAUAUUGAAAAAUUAAGCUUUGAACUUGUGGCCAAGACAAGCAGUACUGAGAUGAAAUCAGAUGAUAACCGUGUUGUUUUAACCCUUCCUUUUAAGGCCUUAGCUGAUAUUACUAUAACAGGAUUUGCCAACAGAGAACAGAUUAUUUAUAAAGAACAAAAGCAGGAAAAAGAAGAAAUUUCAUUCACUCAUUCUUACAUUGUAAGUAGUUAUGCUAUGGUGGCCUUACAUUUGAAGUAG
Molecule: messenger RNA, 1226 nt
Organism: Limulus polyphemus (Atlantic horseshoe crab)
Lineage: Eukaryota; Metazoa; Arthropoda; Merostomata; Xiphosura; Limulidae
Product: integrin alpha-PS3-like
Exons: 9
Coding region: 498-1226 (242 amino acids)
Biological process (GO): cell-cell adhesion; cell adhesion mediated by integrin; cell-matrix adhesion
Cellular component (GO): external side of plasma membrane; integrin complex
Molecular function (GO): integrin binding
Source: RefSeq, a predicted model, not a curated record